UUGGUGGCGAGUGGAAGCGGAAGAAGCGCGGCUCGUUUGGCGGAGCUCGGCAUGGGUCGCAAGAAGAACAAACAGCAGCGGCGCAACGGUGGCGCGGCGCUCCGGAGGGUUGUGACCUUCGACGAGGAGAGUCGACGAGAGUACUUGACAGGAUUCCACAAGCGUAAGGUAGAGAGGAGGAAAGUAGCUGUGGAGGAGAUAAAACGCAAACUGAAGGAAGAGCAGAAGAAGAUGAAGGAAGAGAGGCACAAGGAAUACAUGAAGAUGUUGAAGGAGAGAGAAGAAGCUUUAGAGGAAGCGGACGAGUUGGAGCGUAUGGUGACGUCCCAGACAGAAUCUGUGAGCUACGAUCACCCAAGCCACACCGUCACUGUUACUACUAUCAGUGACUUGGACCUCUCAGGAACACGCCUGCUGGGGCUGAAUACCCACGAGGGAGAAGAUGCUGGAGCGGAAAGAGAAAAAGAUGCCUCCAGCACACCUGCAAGCACUGUGCCUAAGAAAUCUAGAGAUCCUUUCCUGUCUCAGAGGAUCUCUUCGCUCACUGCAUCGCUGCACUCCCGAAGUAGCCAGAAAAAGACGAAAGGAAAGCAGGCCAGACACAGUCAAAGCAUAAAGAAGAGAGUCCAAAAGCCAAGCGCGGGACGCACGAGCAAGUCCCAGCGCCGGAAAUUGACGGGCAAAGGGAGGCGUUUCCAAGACUGAUGGGCAGGCUGAAGUGAUGGUAGUGAAGCCUGCGGAGGAAUGUGAAGCUACGAUCUCCAGCUUACAGACCAGUUUUUAUCUGAAUGAGGACUUACCUUGCAGAGGAGGUGCAGAUCCUUCUCUGACUAAUCCAGGAGCUGAGGAAGGGGAGGCUUGUCAAAUACUUAGUGUGCAUAAUAGCCCACUCGGGCCUAUGCCACUUGCUGUGUAAAACCCCAACAGACGCAGGAGAAAUGGAGGUGGGAGACAGGAUGACGCUAGAGCCAUUUAAUCCGUGGCUGGGCUACUGGUGGCCUGCAUGUGGUCCUUCGCUGCUCUUUGUGCAGCCUGGGGAAUGCCGCCCGCUUUUCCAUGCAGCCCAGCUGGUCUCUGGGGGAAAGAUGGCUGUUCUUCGGCGUUCCCAGUCAAGUUGAGGCAGCAGGGGAAGAAACUUUAGCCUCCCGCCCUGUCCCUUCCAAUGUUCCCAAUCAGGGUUGUUGAUCCAGCGAUCCUCAACUUGCCUGAGAUCACCAUUUUCCUGCUCUGAGAGGCAGAGGAACAGCAGUCUUGGAGAGGGUUGCUGGAGGGGGUGGAGGAGGCUUUAACCUCCCCCACCUCCCCCCCCCCCCGGCAGCAAUACCAUCUCAGCAGGCAGGAAAGGGAGGUUUAAACCUCCCCAUCCCUGCCGAAAGAGAUGUGGGUGGGGGAAGACUGUUGCGUGCACAUGCGUAUGUACCUCCCCCAACUCAUCAACGCAUGCAGGGCCAGAAAGGUUUCCCACCUCUCGUUUAAUCAGUCUCUGGAGGAUCCUGCUCUUGUACCCACAGGUUGCCAUCAUGUGCAGUCCCAGUCCAUCAGGUGGUUUAGAUGCUCAGUGCCCAAUCCCACACUCAAAUGGGGGUGAGCGCAUAGACCAGCUGUCCCUAACCUGGUUCCUCUAGAUGUUUUGGGCUCUCUUCCCAGCCUUCCUGACUAUUGGCCAUGCUGUCUGGGGCUGAUGUGAGUUGAAGUCCAAAACAUCUGGCCAGGUUGGGAAAGCCCGGCAUAGACAAUAGGCAAAUUUCCCCCCUGGGCAUCAUCAUUAUUUUUAUUGUAUUUAUAAAGGCCUUUUUGUAUAUAUAUACAUAAGAAAA
This is a messenger RNA of Elgaria multicarinata webbii, 1817 nucleotides long. It is a transcript of the gene NOL12, whose product is annotated as nucleolar protein 12. Bases 52 to 705 code for a protein of 217 amino acids. The record is from RefSeq and is a predicted model, not a curated record. Gene Ontology annotation, molecular function: rRNA binding. NCBI's taxonomy places the organism in Eukaryota, Metazoa, Chordata, Lepidosauria, Squamata, Anguidae. The transcript is spliced from 6 exons. Gene Ontology annotation, cellular component: nucleolus.